ACGAAUAUGUGAUGUAGACGCUGCAAUGUUAUGAAAAUGUCAUAUUUCUGACAGAAAAUGUACUAUUAUCGGCAAGCGUUUUCAUCAGAAGCAUGAACAGUGGAGAAGGGUUAAAGUUUGCUGCCAAAAACAAGUCGGGCCAACAAGUCGGGAAUCUGCUUUUUAAAGAUCCAAAGCCAAACAAAAACAAAAAGUUCGGGUACAAGAAAAGAGCACAGUCCUUUCCGGUUCGGAAAGUCGGUGCUGCCCAGGACUCGGAGGCGGAGAAUAAACCAGCAACCCAGAAGAAGGUCGUCCCAGACAGAUCGGGCUCCCAGAAGAACCGUUCAACCAACCCCCGAGAUGCAGAGCCCAAGCCAGGAAGGAAAACCAACAACCCGGGCGCAGAGCAAGAAACCAGGAAACAGGGAAAAGACUUUGUGAGGAAGAACGUUCAGAGGGUGACCGGGAAGGCAAAAGAUGAAGGAGCCAUUGAUAGAAACACUGUUACUUUGACUCAAGACCAACUGAAUGCAAUCCUGAAAUCUAUCGGACAAGUCGCUGGCAGUGAUAAUGUUGCCAGUAUUGCAAUAGAAAAUGGAGAUGUCAAAGUGAACACUGCAGAGAAAGACACACCUCAGGAAAAGGGGGAUGAGUCAAAGCAGAAAGAAGAGGACUCUACUGCGACGAAUGAAAACAGAGUCACUAGUGCUGCAGCCUCUGAGAACAUCCUGUCGUUGUUGUCGAAGACCAACAAGAAGAAUGAGAAAUUCCCCAACUCUGCCCCCAGCAGUAAACCUCCAACGCCGAGCAAGACACCAGCCAGCAUCACUAACACCACAACAUUGCCCAAAGAGGAUGCCAAGGAGAAAGCUCCGAGGAAGGAGGAGGCAACUACAGGAGAGAAUAAGAAAGAUAGUCACCAGACAGACUUUAAGGAGUUGGAGUUUGCUAACCUUAGCUUGGCUGAAAAGAAAAGGAGGAUAUGGAAGCAAGAACUGGAUGAGCAAGUGGCACUGAAGAGACAACAGGUGGAGCAGGAGAAAUAUGUCAGGGAUGUAGCAAGUCGGAUGGGUGGACCACAGUAUGGAGCUGCAACACGCAGUCAGUAUGAAGAAAAAGCUGCACCAUCAAGACAAGCUGUUCAGAAUGACGAGCUGAGAAAAUCUACUGAGAAUUUCUCACCAGACUCGUCACCCCGUGGUGUCGCUCCAUCAAGUCUUGGUGUGAUUGCAACCCAGAGAGCUGUACCUGCUGCCAUGAGAGCAUCCUUCCUUAUCGGGGGUCAGGGGUCAGCUGGUUCACGAGUAAGUGACUAUAAUGCUCAAUUGAAGAAAAGACAACAGCAGGAAUGGCUCCAAGAAUUAGAACAACAGCGCAUCGAGGCAGAACAACGCAAGCGAAAUGAUAAACAACGUCAGCGAGAAUCAGACUCAGAUCUGACCCAUCAGUGGGCUGAGCCUGUGAACCCACCGAGGACGCAGCAAACCACCCAGGCCCACCAGGGAAGAGUGAGGGAUGACACUGCCCUGAUUGGGAGAGGGUCUGAGCGAGAAGCAGUGUCUGAGAGGCAGGAGGUGGUGGAACAACCCCGAAGUGCACCCCCACAGGGAGGGGAUGCCCUGGGGGAAAGCGGGUCACUUACAAACCGCUCAGAGGAAAGGAGUCACAUCAGAGCUAACAAUAUGCUCGUUGAUCCUGCUGAAAUGGAGAGACGGGAAAUAAAGAAACAGAAGCACAUGGAACACAUGCUUGCAGUAAAAGCCCAAGUGGAGGAGAAGCAGAGAUUAAAGAGAGAGGCAGAUGAGAGGAGACGCCGUGAGGAGUCUGAGCAAGAAAUGAGGAUUGUCCAGCAGAGGGAAAACCUCCAACAUCAAUUUGACUUGGACAAAAACAAGAAGAGGAAGAAAGAGGAAGAAGAAGCAGCCAGACAGAAAGCCUUAGCAGAUAGCAUGCAGACAGCUUACCAAGAAGCUCAGCAGGAGAAGCACCAGAAGAGAAUGGAUAAACUGGGCAGGAUGGGACACGAUACCUCGAACCUCAGACGAAGCUGGGAUAACCAGAAUGGCAGUCUGGAGGGUCAUCCUCAACAGCAUACUAUCCCCCAGACUGCCUACCAGACUACCUACCAGGCCUCCCCAAGGAUGCAGCAGCCCACAGAACCCCAACCUGUCAGGCACUCUCCUCCAGCUCCAGCUGCCCAUCAUGUGAAUGAUCAGGUGACACAUCAUGUGACGCAUCAGGUGGGGCACCAGGUAGCGCACCAGGUGGCGCAUCAGGUGACAGAGGCGCCAGUAAUGGUAGAUGCGUUUACAUCGCCUGUGUAUGACCAGGCUGUUCAAACAGAAUUUCAUUUCCCACCAAAUGGAGAUAUCUCACUUCAGACUGUUCAAAUGGGCCGAGAACGAAGUGCUGGUAUUGAAUACAAGCCAGGAAGGCAACAGGCUAAAGGGGAACCAGGAAAAGGCAAGAAAUCAGAUCGAACUCAAAUGGAGAAAACCAAGGAGAGGAGAACCAGAACUGUGAGAGAAGAACCUCAACAGGUCAAGCAGGUCAAGAAUAAACGGCAAACUCAACGGACUUCACGGGCCUCGUCCCCAGGUUCUGAGCAGGAUUACACCCGAAAUAAACCAGUGGGGGUAGCCGAGAGGCCUGUAUGGGGCGCCAGCUCCAAGAAUAAAAAAUUACAGCGGAAUUCAGACAAAGACUUGACUGUCAGCAAGAAAAAGAGGGACGAGCGACGGAAACAGCGGGCAGCAGAUCUUCUUGCCGAGCAGGAACGGAACGCACCGGUCAGACUUACCAAGACAAAGAGGCCAAAAUCACCCGUGGAAGACACUAGAAGGGAAAAACCAAUACGCGGGACUAAGCCAGCCAGAUCCAGAGUGGUCAGUAGUGCUACAACCAACGAGGGUCGGAACCACGAGGGUCGGACGGACUCGAUGAGAGACAGGGCGGACUCACAGCCACGGACAGACAGGAGAAGCUAUCUCCCUGACACACCACCCCUGAAAAAUGGUGACUUUGUUCCAUUCCUGCGUACUGAUGAACCUGUGAUGAGUGAGGAUAGCGUUCCUGUAACCCCAGAAUCAAGGCAGAUGCAGAGACAGAGGAAGAUCAUCAAGACGAUUGUUGCCGAUGAUGCUCCAAGACAUCAUCAGGGGAGGGAGGAAAUCAGGAAGAUAUCUGUACAGACUGAGAAAGAUCCACUCUUGAAUCCCGAGAGAUUGAAAGACUCUGAACAGAGACAGGAGAGAAUUUUACAACAGCUGUCACACCUCAGACAGGGUUUAAUGAUGAAACAACGUGAGAUGGAACUGGGUCUUAGCAGCCCUGUCACAAUGUGAGAUAGACACCCUCAAUUCCCCUCACCCCUACACACACACUGAAUAGAGACAGGAGAGAAUCUUACAACAGCUAUCCCACCUCAGACAAGGUUUAAUGAUGAAACAACGUUAGAUGGAACUGGGUCUUAGCAGCCCUGUAACGAUGUGAGAUAGACACCCUCAAUUCCCCACACCCCUACACACAAACUGAAUACAAGCAGGAGAGAAUCUUACAACAGCUAUCCCACCUCAGACAGGGUUUAAUGAUGAAACAACGUUAGAUGGAACUGAGUCUAAGCAGCCCUGUAACGAUGUGAGAUAGACACCCUCAAUUCCCCUCACCCCCUACACACACACGAAAUAGAAGCAGGAGAGAAUCUUACAACAGCUAUCCCACCUCAGACAGGGUUUAAUGAUGAAACAACGAGAGAUGGAACUGGGUCUAAGCAGCCCUGUCACAAUGUGAGAUAGACACCCUCAAUUCCCCUCACCCCUACACACACACUGAAUACAAGCAGGAGAGAAUCUUACAACAGCUAUCCCACCUCAGACAGGGUUUAAUGAUGAAACAACGUUAGAUGGAACUGGGUCUUAGCAGCCCUGUAAUGAUGUGAGAUAGACACCCUCAAUUCCCCUCACCCCCUACACACACACGAAAUAGAAGCAGGAGAGAAUCUUACAACAGCUAUCCCACCUCAGACAGGGUUUAAUGAUGAAACAACGUUAGAUGGAACUGGGUCUUAGCAGCCCUGUAAUGAUGUGAGAUAGACACCCUCAAUUCCUCCCAGCCCUCUGAUAAUCUGAGGAGCGACAUCCCACCUCCUACAGCUAUUCCACCUCAGACAUGUGCUCAAGUUCAUAGAGCUGCUUAAGCACAACAAAGUUUAAUGCUUACCAGAAUAAGGUUACCAGCCAAAACACAUGUAACAUUACCAUCUGUAACUGGUAAUCUGCUCGUAUUUGUUAAGCAGAAUUGAAAAGAAAAAAAAUUCUGCUUUAGUAGCUCUUUGAAAUUGGGCCAUGGUCUUAUGAUGAAGAAAACAAAAGAUUUGUUUAAACCAGUGCCUGAUUUUAUACAGAGAUGAGAUUCAACUGUGAUGGUUCUUUUUUUUUUUAAUUAUCUCCGUAGAAUGUUGUAGUGUGACACCACAUUUUGCAUAACAUUGAGAUUGAUUCAUGGGCUCGCCGAUUAUAAUUACAGAUAUUACGGCCUUUUUGACCUUUACCCCCCAAAAAAGUUUGAACAAAACUUGGAUAAUCAAUUGUUCUUACUGUUUGGACAUGGAUGGUUUAUUAUCUACAGUUUCCACUGUGUAAUACAGCUUGAAUUAUUAUAGUACUGCCAUGACUUCUAAAAAUUAUUUAAAAACUAGUAUUCAACCUCAAGGCCUGGAAUUUCAAUGUGUAAGAGCCAGAAUUUCUAAAAAGACAUUUGGAAAUUCCAUUCAAGGGUAUAGAGAUCAGGCAGGUGUAAGGGAUGUGACCCCCUCGCACCCAAAAUAAUGAUUUUCUUAAUCAAUUUUUUUAGCCUCAGUCACCGAAUGAAUCACUCUAGAACAUGGACAUCCAUGUUUAAGUAAAGCCAUUUUUCCAAUAACAGUUCCUGGUUUUCCUUUAAGCACACUGAUUUGCAAGAAUGUUCUCCAUUUGACUUUCUGCAUACAGUGGGGUUGCCUGGUGGGAGUGCAGGUUUUUUUCAGCCCAGACCAUUUUAAGAUUUGAAAUGGUGUAGAUAACAUUGAUAAUAAUAAUAAUGAUAAUUUGGGAGGCUUAGUCAUCCUUACUUGUAGACUUGGUUCCAAGUCUUUGGUCGUGGCUUUUUAGUCGUCCUGAUAGCCGCUACCAACAGCACUUUCUUGUGAUCAACCUCCGACAUUUAGCCUACGAUAGAUUGCGAGUUAGGGCGCGUGAUAGCUCAUAAUGUGGGGGCGUUUUUCGUGGCUGAGAUGCAGAAGAAUAACUGCGAUCUAAGACUUGAGUCAAGUCUACCUUACUUGCAGCUGAGAAGCUGAUUUGCAAAAGACGUAACCUCAGUGUGUUUGAGCUGCAGGCAUACAAGGGUGUCUCUUGGCAGCCAGGCACAUCAACCCAUCUAUGAACACCAAGCACAGCCAGAGAUUGAAAGUGCUUUAUUUUUUCCGAAGGGAGGAAAACCGGAUGGCCCAGGGAAAAAACCUAGGGAAAUAUGGCCUAAUACUGGAAUGAAACCAGGGCCACAUUUGUGAGAGGCGGGCUCUUUACUCACUAGCCACUCAUGGUAGUGUAAGGAAGUCAGGAUACUGGCUUUUAUACACACUCCUUCAAUUGAGUUCAGUCAGCACAUUUGCUUCUGUACAUCCUCCUAAACAAGUUACCCUUCUUGCUUCGUCCCUUAGGCCAUUUUUCUGGCCAACAUUGGUAACGACUUUCUUGGUAUAACUGAAAUUGCAGGCCUUUUUCUAUUUAUACAUAAGUGUACAUAAACUGUAUUAUAUGUUAAGGAAUUGUUGUGACAUGGAUAAAUUUUAUGCAGUUUUUUUAUAGAAUCUGAAAUAAGUGAAUGUGUUUUGUGUUGUUCUAUAGAGGGUGGUUCAAUAUAGGGAACAAUUAUCGUUUCACAAAAGUGUUAAAAACUCCCAUGCUGAAAGAAUGGUAGGUAGCUCAAGAUCCCAUGCUGAAAGAAUGGUAGGUAGCUCAAGAUAUCAGUGGUUUUUGAGUUACAAUAAACACCAUUGCAUGAUUAAGUAAUGUAGUACUUAUCAUACAAUGGUGUUGGGCUAAAUCUUAAACCGUUGUUUAGCGCCCAAUGAUAACAAAGUUGUGACUAUUUGUUAGAAAUUUGUUUUGGGGACUUGUGAUUUACUUGUAAUAUGGGUUUUGUUAAAAUGGCUUGCAGAACAAUUUUAUAGGUAAUACUUAAAUAACUUGAAUGUUUUCAGAAAGGCUAUCUGACAUUCUUUUCAACAGAAUUUACACAUGCCAAGGAAUGAGUGUAUAAACAAUUUGGUUUAAUAAAGAUUACAUGUAUGUUUAAAUAUGUAUCAUACUCUAUUACAAACAAAUUUGUAGCUGUGGAAUGUGUACAUAUCAUUCAAUAAAAAAAAUGAUGAGUUCA
Molecule: messenger RNA, 6399 nt
Organism: Asterias rubens (European starfish)
Lineage: Eukaryota; Metazoa; Echinodermata; Asteroidea; Forcipulatida; Asteriidae
Product: coiled-coil domain-containing protein 66-like
Exons: 15
Coding region: 93-3326 (1077 amino acids)
Biological process (GO): cilium assembly
Cellular component (GO): cilium; microtubule
Molecular function (GO): microtubule binding
Source: RefSeq, a predicted model, not a curated record